This is a messenger RNA of Notolabrus celidotus (New Zealand spotty), 3146 nucleotides long. RefSeq names its product RNA binding motif, single stranded interacting protein (gene rbms3). Bases 1059 to 2309 code for a protein of 416 amino acids. The record is from RefSeq and is a predicted model, not a curated record. Lineage: Eukaryota; Metazoa; Chordata; Actinopteri; Labriformes; Labridae. Gene Ontology annotation, cellular component: nucleus; ribonucleoprotein complex; cytosol. The transcript has 14 exons. Gene Ontology annotation, molecular function: poly(U) RNA binding; poly(A) binding; mRNA 3'-UTR binding.
AAAGAGAACGAGGCAGGCUGCUUAGAGGAGCGAGAGAGCCAAGGACGGAAUAAGGAACACAUUUUACAAGAGCAGGAAGAGGGAGGAUCGCGGACGAGGGACUCCUUCUCUACUGGGCACCUGGGACUCAGUCAAUGCUUUUUUUUCCACUCGUCUUCUAUCUGGAACCCAGUGGACUAACCAACCGGUGGAUUUUUAGAUACACGCUUGUGCCACAUCAUUUAGAAACUGGGAUCAUUAUCUGCCCUCUUGCUGGCUCCACCGCUUCAGACUGAGAUUGCUUUCUGCUCCUGUGAUCGGCUCUUGUGUUGUGAUUGUGCUCCGUGCAACAAAGUGCAUCUGUCGGCCACCGGUGCUGAAGAUAUCUCCCCCCUCUGUCAAACAGGACAGCACGCAGCCACCAUCGGAUCAGACUACAGAGGAGAGAGAGGGAGGCACAGUGUGUGUGUGUAAGAGAGAGAGGGGCAGUGUGAGAGAGUCAGAUUCAGUUUGAGAGGGAGGCAGGUUAAAGCCCAGGCGAAAGACUGGACCAAAACAGCUCCAAAUAGAGAAGUAAAGCUAUAUAUCCUCUCCCGUUUUUCCUCGCCAUCCCUUUCCUUCUUCCUCCUCUCCUCCUCCUCCUCUUCCUCUCCCGCUUUCCAACAUUCACAGGACUGCCAGAGCUACUGCCACCUGCACCUCUUCUCUUCCCUUUUCUUCCUCUACCUCACCCUUAUCGCGCAUUACUAUCAAAUACCGGCAUCACACGGACACGUUGCUCUUGGUUCCUGUACUUGUGGAAAUAUUUGCAUUGAUCCAGCAACAUCCACUUGAUACUGAGGCUCCGCAACCAGUGAGGCAUCAGGAGCUUCCCCCACAAGAGGAAGACCUUCUCCCAGCUGCUGUCAAGACUGCAUACCCUACCUUCUCCCUGGAGAUCCAGCAAGCGACACAGCGGUGUGGACAGCCAAGACAGGAAUCGCACAGCCCCGCCACUGCCUCUAUCCCAACGCUAGCUACUUGGCAGCUCCCGCCCCAGUGUCACCAUUCCCUGCCUCAGUGCUAAGGAUUCCAGCUACAUGGGCAAGCGAUUGGAACAGCAGCCAAUGUACCCUCAGUACACCUACUACUACCCCCACUAUCUCCAGACCAAGCAGCCCUAUGCUCCACCCCCUCAUCCCAUGGCUCCUCCCAGCCCGAGCACCAACAGCUGCAGCCAGGGAGGAGCAGAGCAGCUGAGUAAGACCAACCUGUACAUCCGCGGCCUGCCACCUGGGACCACCGACCAGGACCUCAUCAAACUCUGCCAACCGUAUGGAAAAAUAGUGUCAACCAAGGCCAUACUGGAUAAGAACACCAACCAGUGCAAAGGCUAUGGCUUUGUGGAUUUUGACAGCCCAGCUGCAGCACAGAAGGCCGUGUCGUCUCUCAAAGCCACCGGGGUGCAAGCCCAAAUGGCCAAGCAACAGGAGCAGGACCCCACCAACCUGUACAUCUCCAACCUGCCAGUGUCGAUGGAUGAGCAGGAGCUGGAGAACAUGCUGAAGCCUCUGGGUCACGUGAUCUCCACAAGGAUACUGAGGGAUGCCAACGGGGUCAGCAGAGGAGUCGGCUUUGCAAGGAUGGAGUCCACAGAGAAAUGUGAAGUAGUGAUACAGCAUUUCAACGGCAAAUACCUGAAAACCCCACCAGGCAUUCCAGCUCCCACGGAGCCUUUGCUGUGCAAAUUCGCCGACGGAGGGCAGAAGAAACGCCAGAGCCAGAGCAAGUAUCCUCAGAACGGGAGGCCGUGGCACAGAGAAGGCGAGACUGGCAUGGCGUUAACAUAUGAUCCAGCUGCAAUGCAGAAUGGGUUCUACUCCUCGCCUUACAGCAUUGCCACCAACCGCAUGAUUGCACAGACCUCCAUCACGCCCUUCAUCGCUGCUUCCCCCGUCUCCACAUAUCAGGUCCAGAGUACGUCAUGGAUGCCUCAUCAACAAUAUGUUAUGCAACCUACAGGUGCAGUGAUCACGCCAGCCAUGGACCACACUAUGUCCAUGCAACCUGCCAGCAUGAUGGGCCCUAUCACCCAGCAGAUGAACCAUCUGUCCCUGGGCACUACAGGAAGUUACAUGACUGCUGCAGCUGCCGCGGCGCCUAUGCAAGGGACCUACAUUCCCCAGUACACUCCUGUGCCUCCAACAGCCGUCCCUGUCGAAGGAGUGGUGACGGACGCCUCCCCGCAGAGCGUGGCUCCCUCGUCACAGGAGGUGGCCGGACAACAGCAACAGAUCCAGGUGGACAGCGCUGCCGACCACGUUCCUGCUUACUCAUACACGUCCAAAUAGCAACGGCCUGAGCGAAUGUUCCUGUGACAGCGUUGCCUUGAGACAGAAGGUGGCUGCACUGUGAAUGUGAGGAAACGAGAGAAGAGAGAGAUUGCUUCCAGAUUGCCCAGGCACCAAAAAAGAGACACUUUUUUCAUUUCCUACCUGGCCUACGAGAAAAAAAAAAAAAAAGAAAAACAAACGCAAGAAGGAGGUAAAGAGUGCUGAGGAAGGAGAUGGGGAAAAUUGCUGGGCACAGUGCAAAGAAGUGAAAUUGUUUAGUCUGGGAACCUGCCUGAAGGGCUGGGCUGAAGCUUGAAAAGUUUCUCAAAGAAAAAUCUCAACUAAUUAAAAAAAAGAUGAAAAACGAGUAAAACCGACAAAAAAAAAAAAAGGUUGAAUGCGCAGGUAGGCGAUGAAGUUUAUUUUGUAAUUAGAAAAGAGGAGUCAAGUUUGAGAUACACACAGAGAUUGUCUUCCUCAGAUAUUAAGCUACAGUUUCUUUUCACUCUUUUUUAUGUUCUAGUGUUAAAUUUUAGUUUUCUAGAUAUAUUCGAAAACAAAGUGGUUUUUUUUUCUUGAAUCUUCAUGGCCUUAAUUUGAAGGGCGCCAGAAACUUUUUACAGAGUUAAAGUCUGACGUCUGGUUAGGAAAAAAAGCAAACAAAAUCAGUCUCUUGGACCCCCUGGAGGGUACAAGACACUGGAUGAGUUGUUCUACAGAGGAAAAAAAGAAUCUAUCACAUAAGCUGUACAGAUUUAAUAGAGAAGAGCUUUUUUUUGUUUCUUCAUUAGAAGAAAACUUUGAUAAUUAUUAUGUCAGAGGUAACUAAGUGUCAGAAGAAAAACAAAAUGUCUG